AUGCUGGACGCGGUUGCGGACCGUCUCCGUGAAGGGGAGCGACUAGACACGGCUAUCAUCGCAUCCGAUACGCACGCGCCACAACAAAGUGUCAGCUUAGACGUGUCAUCGACAUUUCUUGAGUGUUGGGACAAGAAAGUACGAUUUGGAAGGCUGCCCAAGGCAAAACUCUUCGUCGGUCAACCGAGGGCUCUGCCCUGUGAUGCCGACCUAGUGACAAAGUGGGAAGAAGUCAUCAAACCCAGGCUCAUGAGCGACCUCGAGUCAGUUUGUAGCUGGUCGACUCCCAAUGAGAGCUUUGAAGCCGAGCUAUGUAUGGCAGGCGUCGUCAGGAAAGAAAAGGUUGUUGAACUCAACCCCACUGUAUGCAUUCGCUGCAAAAGUAAGGGGUGUCGGAAGGAAUUCGAAAGGGCUGUCAAAGACCUCGAUUACCUCGCCUCUUUCUGCUUCGGCCGAGUAGAAGUAAGGCUCGGGGCCCCACAACUUGCAAGUAUGCUUCCUCAGUCUGAUACGCAAACGCCCUACUACGAAGAUGUAUCUACAGACGAAGAAGAGGCACAGCGCGAGGCCGAAAUAGAAUCUUUAUACAAGAUUCAGCUGGAGCAUCACCACGAGCGCGAAGAAAGACGGAAAGCGCCACGAGCAAUGAGCGACUGGUGGAUACGUCAGAAAUGGUGGAUACAGGAAUUAUUUCCCGAAGACUCCGCUUGCGGCUUGAAGUUACGAAUAGAGACGAACAUAAGUGGAGUGAAUAUUCAAUCAAUCUCCACGAUUGGUGGUUUGAUCAAGAUCGACGAGAAGAUCUAUGGCCUCACCACGGGUCAUGGAGUUAUAGCUCCUCCAGAUCUGCCCACGGUCACGCAUACGAUUCCCUCAGAAUCAUCCUCUGAGUAUGAGUCUGAAUUUUUCGGUUCGGAUUCGGAGUCAUCGGACGCCUCUGUAGCCGAUGCAAACGCUGACUCGAAUCAGUGCGCCGAAGUCAUCCAUCAGAUCCGAUGGAGAGAUAUCCCUGCCGGCGGACUGGCCUGCUUUUGCGGGAAAACCGACAUUCAUAACAUCGUAGGCCACGGAAUGUUCCACCUUAACGACGUAAUCCACGAUGCAGAUCUUAAAGCUGGCGAGGUUUUCAUCUUGACCGGAAAGUAUCAAACGGUCUGCGGAUAUCUAUUGAGGGGACCCGCAAGCUUUAGGAUCAAGGACGCGUUAUUUCAAACAAGGAAGAUUGAACUCAGGGAGCCCCUGCCGAAAGGCGUAUCCGGAAGCUGGGUCGUUCAGGGAGAUCGUCUUUGUGGUGUCGUGUUAGCGGUGUAUGGAACCGAACCGUACGCACACAUGAUCACCAUAGACAAGGUCUUCCAGGACAUUCGUAUUGCACUCAAGUGCACAACCAUCCGAGUUGCUACUGAAGAUGACAUUACAACGCGGAACAAGAGGCUGGGGUCUCCUCUAGUGAUUAUUGGAGAACCCACUUCAAAGCCUUGUACUACGGUCUCUGCACCGUCGUCUGUGGCUUCUGAAGACUGCCCUCUUCCAGAACUCGGGGAUCUUGCAGGAGGCUUGUCGGCUCUGGAAACGAAAAUACCGUUGCUUCCCUCACGGACGCACGCUGUUGACUGCUUCGAGCAUUCGGAACUAGGCCAUAGAGAAGAUGCUCUCAACAGGCCACGCGGCUCUUCUUCAGGCUCAAGUACCGAGAGAAAUCUCGAUCCAUCAAUCUCUAAUCUGCCAUCACAUCCCCGACGGCCUCGACGUAUGGCUUUUGGCAGUGAUCCUGGUUAUGUGCCACUUCCCGAGCAGCCAAUGUUUUCAAGUGAAUAUGCCAGGAACGGCAAAACUAAUAGUCGAAGCUACAACCUGGUCCGCCUCGAAACCCGCAUCGUUGUGUACCAAUUCUUGGAAGCACCGGCAAUGACACCUGUUUCGAAGAUGAAGCAUUGGCUACUGCCUACCAGUAUUUUCUAG
This is a messenger RNA of Didymosphaeria variabile, 1962 nucleotides long. RefSeq lists its product as uncharacterized. The record is from RefSeq and is a predicted model, not a curated record. The coding region runs from base 1 to 1962 and encodes 653 amino acids. Lineage: Eukaryota; Fungi; Ascomycota; Dothideomycetes; Pleosporales; Didymosphaeriaceae. The transcript has 5 exons.